Messenger RNA from Andrographis paniculata, 2348 nucleotides. Its product is annotated as myosin-binding protein 7-like. Bases 787 to 2037 code for a protein of 416 amino acids. The transcript is spliced from 3 exons. NCBI's taxonomy places the organism in Eukaryota, Viridiplantae, Streptophyta, Magnoliopsida, Lamiales, Acanthaceae. The record is from RefSeq and is a predicted model, not a curated record.
AAUUACGAGUAACUUGAAGGGUAGCUUUGCUAUUAAUAGUUUUCACGGGCAGCCCAGCGGUUGCGCAGCCUUUUCAAACUAUUCCCAGGAAAAGGAUACAAUAAGCCACCCGCGCCGUCCCGCCGGUGGACCAACCAAUAAAUUCACAGCUGCGCAGUCUGGAUUUCCGAAUUUGCCCAUUUCUCUAUCAUCUCUGAAACCAUGGAAAUCCGAGGGGUUUUUAUUCUCUGUUGUCGAUAGAUUUUCGCGAUACCGGAAGCAAGUCUGAAUGUAGAAGAAAGAAAAUUCCUGGAGGAGAACUAGCGGAAUUUUUCUAGGUUUCAACUGGCGCUAGAGUUUUCUUUCCAUCGGUUUUUUUUCCUACAGGAAAUUUGCAGGUUUUGGAGCCGAGAACUACCUCCAACUUUCUCGGGAUUUACUAUUCCGUGAAAGAUUUUUAUGUUCAUUUUAUGGUUACUGUUUUUCUUCCAACCGACAAGGUAACUGAAUGUAUGGAUAUGGACGUACUACAAAUUUGAUACAUUCUAUUAUUAGCUGUAGUUUCAGGAAUACUGUACGGUUUUAGUUUAUACUAUAUGGUUUUUGGAUAUUUGGGGAUGUUGCAGUAAUGAAAAAUGGAUUCGAAGUCGGUUGAUUUUUUAGUUUUAGCUGGAAUUUAGGGGUGGAACUGGAAAUUUGUCCAUGACCUGAAGGGAUCGAUUUAGCAUAGAUAAAAGGAGGUUUUGUAGCUUUUGCAUUUCUGUGAACCUGCAUAAUUUCUUUCUGUAUUUACUGAACGCUUGGUCAAUGGCAUCUGAGUGUUCACCGCCAUCAACAGACCUUUUAAAAUGCUGCAACUGUAAGUGCAGCUCUUCAGUCAUGAAGAGUUCAUUUUCAGGAACGCGCAUUAGGUCUGUGAAGCGUAAGCACGAUGCAUUCGAGGAAGAAAAUGGGUUCUCUAUUCCAGGGCUUGAGGUGCCACAAAAUGCCCGUGUAGAGAUAGGAGAUGAAUGCAUGGCACUUCGAGAAAUAGUCAGCAAUCAGCAGCAAACUAUUCAGGAUCUCAUUUCCGAGCUUGAGGAGGAGAGGAAUGCUUCUUCUUCUGCAGCCAAUGAAACUUUGUCUAUGAUUCUGAGGCUGCAGAGGGAUAAGGCGGAAAUUCAAAUGGAAGCUAAGCAGUUUAAGAGGUUUACUGAGGAAAAAAUGGCACAUGAUCAGCUGGAAACUUCGGCAUUGGAGGAUUUGUUGUAUAAGAGGGAGGAGGUCAUGCAAGCACUUGCAUGGGAGCUGCAGGCCUAUAAGCAUACAAUGAUAAGUUAUGGGCUCACAGAGGCUGAGAUCGAUGGCGACGCAAGUAUGGAUAUGAGCUCUAGGUUGCAUGAAAAUAUGGAAGGUGACCUUCCUUAUGGGAUAUACCCUCCUAUCAAGUGUUAUCCAAAUGAAUCCCACACCUAUGAAAAUGAUGGUGGUGAAACUGAGAUUGACAAAUAUGUUUUCAAGGAAACUCCAUGUGUUGAGGACCAAAAUUCUCCGAUAAUUGUUAAUAAUGCCCUUGAGGAGACACAACUUUCAUCUACUCAUUCUGAUUCAAGGAAGGAGGGUGAUACAAGAGAAGCUUCAACUAAUGGUAUUGUGGAUGCAAAGGGUUCAGUUGCUGUUAGUCAUGAUGAAUAUAUGAGAGCAUCAGGAGAACCAUUAAAUCAUUCUGAUGGUAGAGAUGUAGAGAUCCAUAAGCUGUAUGCAAGGCUUCAUGCUCUUGAAACUGGUAGAGAAUCAAUGAGACAAACAAUUAUUUCUCUAGGUACAGAAAAGGCGCAAAUGGUAUUGUUAAAGGAGAUAGCUCAGAACUUCUCCAAAGAAAUUUCUCCAGCAAGGAGAAUGCCUGUGAGAGACCAUGCACUUGUUGGGAAUUUCUCCUUCAUGUCAAUGUUCAAGUGGCUUGUUUCUCUUUUUUUCUGGAGAAGAGAAGUGCACAGUUACAGGAAUAAGUCUGGUUUACCCUCCAAGAAUGUAGGUUUGCUGCUACUUUUGGACCAAGGUCCUUGGAAGGGAGCCUAAAGAAGAUAUGCAAAUUCAGCAGAAAAAUGGAUACAAGUUGAAAUUGUCUGCAUCCAAGAAUGAGUCUGUUCAACAAUAUAAACAUUAUGCUGUGCUUUCCUUUGUAUCAUAGCUGGCCUUUGAUUCUUGGGAUUGCCCUGUUUUGAUUUGAUUGGAUUGGAUAGAAUAUUUGUUAGAUUCUGGUGGCAUUUAGGGUGUUGCACUUAAAUACAAUUUUCAGUUGAUUGGCAAUCAUGGGACAUAUGGAGAUGGACAGUGUAUAUAUUUGAAUUUUAACAUUUUUAUUUAUUUUGUUGUAUAAUUAUUUUGAA